GGUGGGAGCGUGGCUCCCGGACCACGGCGUUGGAACGCCACGGGACGCCACGGAAGAGGCGAGGUUACCUGUGGGUGUGUGGUGUUGCGGUGCCUGUCCCGCAUAGCCCCGACGCCUCCGCUCGCUGGACUACCCUUUUGAGGGGCGCGAGGCGGAGCGCUGUGGCCCUUAAUCCGCGGCCGGAAGGGCGGCGACUUGCAUUUGAGCCCAAGGAAGAAGGCGAGGCCUCCACAAAGCCCAGCUGUCCGAGGUAACCAAGAAGCAGCUCUCUUUCGGCGUCGGCUCCGGAGCCCCCGAAAGCCGCCGGCUGCAGCUCGUUGCCGCUUCAAGGCGGUUGGAGGCGAGGCAGCCAUUUUUCGUGGUCGGGCGGCCCGAGCCUGCGGCGCGACUUUGGGAAGGCCGGCGGUCAGGCUACGCAGGUCACUCGUUCUGCGCAGAUAGCCCUGGGCCUGCGGCUGGAGCCCACUCGGACACUGCCCGCUUGCACAGUGCUCAAGAGGGCCUCCCCGCUGUCCGGAUGCGGGGCGAGCAGUAAUGUCCAUUUUCCCGCCACUGCUGGCGUUUCCUUUGCGGGCUGAUGUGACCGCGGGAGAGCCGCAGUUCAACGUCAGGAAGAUCAGCUUCUGCUGAUGCAAAAGCGUAGGACCUGUCUCCGUGCCCCCUGAGCCCGGGUGGGCAACAAGGAGGCGGCAGUUUGUGAAUACCGUGGCAUCUCGGACAGAAUCUCGGUGCCGGUUCUACUGCAUCACCUCAGGGAGAGGGGCGCACGAAACUCUCCUCAGCCUCCCUUAGAACUCUAAUAGACCCUUAAAUGUAAAGUCAGAAAGGUCAUCAACUGCUAUUCUCUCCUUUUCUGCGAAUUCAUAUUUGGAUAAACAUUUUGUAAAGAAAAGUCGGCUCAAUUUUUUCUAGUUCAAGUAAACAGAAAUUUAAAAAUACAGGCAUAAAUCUUCUGUGUAGUGUCUUUUAUACGUCUUGCAAAGAAGUGCCAAAGAAGAAAGUUGAGCAUCUAGUUACUAAAUUGCUUUCUGAGAAGAAAAUUCUACUUUUUCCCUAAUUCUUUUUCUUCUAUUCUGACCUCGCUGUUUCAGAGCUCUUUUGCCAGUGUCAUACAAGGAAAGGAGAACCUCAAGUGUUCCACAAAGUGAAAUCUUCCAUCAUCAAAAGAGGAUGAAAUGUCAUAGAAGUUUGUACACUCUUUUUAAAGCAGAAGACUAGGAUGAUAUGCUAAAAUGCAAAAUCAUCAAUUGACAUUUAUCUUCAAUGAGUUGUGCUGUAGAUCAACUGAAUAAUAUAAAGAAAAGGAGAGAAACAAAGGUGUAGCAGUUGAUUUUAAAGGUGCCUUAGGAAGAAGAUACUUUUAUUGAUUUUAUUUCAGACCAGACUGGGCCUCAGUUGUCAAAGGUGAUACUGGUGGUGUGUCCAACACAGGAGAAAACGUCCAGGCAGAAUGAUGAUGGUAGAUUUGAAGGUGCCUGAGCAUUUGAACCCUCAGAUCAGAGCUCUGUGGGACAUCAAGGGACCUGUGGCAGAGAGCUCCACUCAGAAAUAUACCGCACACAUGGAAAGUCUUAGUUCUGAGAACUCUCGCCAGCACUUCCGGAGCUUCCACUAUCGUGAAGCAGCUGGACCUCGUGAGGCUGUUGACCAACUUCAGGAAUUAUGCCGUCUAUGGCUGAGGCCAGAGAUACACUCAAAAGAGCAGAUCUUGGAACUCCUGGUGCUAGAGCAGUUUCUGACUAUUCUGCCCCGGGACACCCAGAAUCGGAUAAAGAAGCACCACCUACAGAGCAUUGAGGAGGCUGUGGCCUUAGUAGACCACUUGCAGAGUGAAUCCAGUCAAACAAGGAAUGGGGUUGCUAUCCAGGAGCUGGGAACGGAAGCAGUGCUCUUGGAAGAAACAGCAGAGGCCUCAGGCUUCAGGCUGACGCCAACGGAGUCCCAGCCGCCAGUGGGCACAUCCCAGGAUGAAGAAUUUUGGAAUAAAUACCAGGAUGUACAGGAAGAGCUGAGCAGAAAUACUCAUAAAGAAACUGAGCCUGUGUGUGAGAGGGCUUUGCCUAUUCACCAGAUCCUUGCCUUACCUGAGCAGACAAACACCAAAGACUGGACAGUGGCAUCCGAGCUCGUCUUGCCUGAGUCCCAGAGCCUGUUGACGUUUGAAGAAGUGGCCGUGUAUUUUUCCCAGGAAGAGUGGGAAUUACUGGAUCAUAGUCAGAAGGCCCUCUACAAUGAUGUCAUGCAGAAAAACUAUGAGACUGUCAUUUCUCUAGCUGUGCCUGCUCACCAGACCCUUGCCUUUCCUGAGCAGACAAACACCAAAGACUGGACAGUGGCAUCCGAGCUCGUCUUGCCUGAGUCCCAGAGCUUGUUGACGUUUGAAGAAGUGGCCGUAUAUUUUUCCCAGGAAGAGUGGGAGUUACUGGAUCCCAGUCAGAAGGCCCUCUACAAUGAUGUCAUGCAGAAAAACUAUGAGACUGUCAUCUCUCUUGCCAUAUUUGUGCUUCCCAAACCUAAGGUGAUCUCCUGUCUAGAGCAAGGGGAAGAGCCAUGGGUUCAAGGAUCCCUGAAUUUCAAGGACAGUCCUCAAGAGCUGCCUGCAGGGUUAAAUCUCAAAAAUAACACUGAAAAUCAUCAGCCAAUAUGCCUUUCUGACUUAGAAAUACAAGCACCAGGAGACAUAAUAUCAAAAAAGGCCAGAGUGAAAGUUCCCCAGAAAACAACAGGCAAAGAAAAUCAUAGUGAUACGCACAGGGUGGGGAAAUGGCCCCGAGAUUUUCCAGUGAAGAAAAGAAAGAAACUUUCAACCUGGAAACAGGAACUGCUAAAACUCAUGGUUCGUCACAAGAAAGAACGUGCAGGAGAGAAGCCUUUUAAAUGCCAGGAAUGUGGGAAAAGCUUCAGAGUUAGCUCUGACCUUAUUAAGCACCAAAGAAUUCACACUGAAGAGAAGCCAUAUAAAUGUCCACAGUGUGAUAAGAGGUUUAGAUGGAGUUCAGAUCUUAAUAAGCACUUAACGACACACCAAGGGAUAAAACCAUAUAAAUGCUCAUGGUGUGGGAAAAGCUUCAGUCAAAAUACAAAUCUCCACACACACCAAAGAACUCACACUGGAGAGAAGCCCUUUACAUGUCAUGAAUGUGGAAAGAAAUUCAGUCAGAACUCCCACCUUAUUAAACACCGGAGAACCCACACAGGUGAGCAGCCUUAUUCCUGUAGUAUAUGCAGGAGAAACUUCAGCAGGCGGUCAAGCCUUCUUAGACACCAGAAACUCCACCAGUAAAGGGAAGUUUGUCCAGUGUCCUCAGUCUCAAGAAAUUUACCAAGUGGAUUUUGAUCCUAAAGUUUAUAAAAAAAAUACAAAGUUAUGAAGUAUGAAGAAUUUUCCACCAGUGGAUAAUUUCAGGUAUAAAUAUGUUUCAUAGAAAGGGAUCAAGGUUGAAUCUGCAGGGGAUGUACUAACGUACUACUUUUUGUUUUUACUUAUAACCUUCAGGGAAUUUCUUUGCAAGAGAGAUGUUCUAAGAACAUUUUGAAUAAUGGGAAAAGGUUUUGGAAUUAUACCUGGCAAAAUAGCAAAUUCAGCUUCAAAUAGCAGAUGCAGCCAUGAAUCUGAUAAUCAGUCUUCAGUGGUCACAGAGGUAAAUAGUGUAGGUUUUGCAUUGAUCUCCCCAGCUACUCUUAAACACAUGAUAGAAACAUUUGUAGCAUGGUCUUUCAUAACAUAAGCAAUAAUAUACUUGUUUUAUUGCAUUCCAUUGAUUUCAAGGUAGCAGGCUUACCAAUUUCACUAGUCUCAUGGGGAAGAAAUGACUUUUAAUGUAAAAUUUUCCAAGAACCAAAUUGGAAUUUCUUUGUCUUUCUUGUUCUUGGAUAUCAUCUGAGUUCCUUCUUGAACUUUUUAGCAACUUGAGCUUUUGAAUCAUAUUAGUGCAAUUUUUAUUGUGCUAAAUCAUAGUUACUCCACCACUAGGGUAUCUGCCAGAUAACUAAUAAUGCACUAUCUUAUGCCUCUCAUGGGUGCUCUAACAAAAAUGAAAACAUUUCUAAUGAGAUCAUAUGGAAACAGGUUUGAACUUUUAGCCACAGAAUGUGUAUUAGGUAUAAAGAAGAAUUUUCUGCUGUAACAAAGUAGAUUUUCCUUUCUUCACAAUGGUAAUAGGAUGAAAUGCCAUAAAAAGUAGCACUUUCCCAAGGCCUGAAAGAAAUUAAGGGAAGUUCAGAAUUAACUCCUCAGUUUUUUCAUUGCUUGCUUUUUCAUUGGGGUUUUGUUUGUUAAGAAUCAGAAGAGAGUUUUACAUUUGGGAACUGGAGUGUGUGCUGCAGGCAGGAUCCUUGGUUCACUGAGCAUGCUCACCUGGGAAUCCAGUCAGCAGGAGACUAAGUUUCCAAAGGAAAGUUUUGGGAACUGAUGCUGAGUAGUCAGCAAAAGUUGGCGAAUCCACAUCCAUGUUGGUUGACGUACAAGACUGUAGGUAAACUAUUAAACAGACAGGAUCUAUCGGUGUAUUUGCUCCAGCCGACCAUUUAGCAGUAGCGUUAGGUGAUAAGUUUGAUAUACUGCUGAAAAUCUCUCUAGGCUGUGAUUUUUCUUAUAUAACUCAUCCUUUAUCUGUAACAGUGACUCAGAUGUGUUUCUACCAUGUUUUCCUGAAAAUAAGACCAAGCCGAACAAUCAGCUCUAAUGUGUCUUUUGGAGCAAAAAUUAGUAUAAGAGCCAGUCUGAUGGUAAAAUAAGACUGAGACUUAAUAUUAAGAAGAACCACAACAUCAAACCAGUGUGGAAUGCUGAGUCCUCACAUGUCAGGUUAGCUGUUCUGGCCAGACAUAUAAUGGACUUUGUGGGAAUGAGAAAUAAAUUGUUGCGUUUAACCACUGAGAUGUUGGUGCUUUGUGUUUCUGCAGUAUAACCUAGUCUGCCGUAAUAGAGGUGGCUAUUCUACUAGAGCUUCAGAAUGGUUUUUUUUUUUCGUUCCACUUGGCCUUUGGCCCUAGAAGUCUAGAUUCCUCUAGAUCCUCCCCUGAACUGGUGUAACACUGAUGGGAACACUUAGGAGCUUACAAGACUGUAGGUGAUAUUAAAGAAAGACUGGUUGCUUACCAGGGAAUAAAUCCAGGGGAGUUCAAGUGGACAAGGCAACCUUUUCUCCUCCCUUUGUGACCUUAUUCCUCUUGUUCUCUGUGUCCUUGUGCUCCACUGCCGCACAAACACAAGGUGUGAUUUUUGAUCCAUGGGCUCAGAAGAGGGUAGGGGUUGCCUUUUAUUCCUCAUGUGAGUACAAUAGACUUCAAGCAAUGAUUUGGUAACUACCCUUGUAGUACCUUCUGUGAGUUGUGCCUCAAAAAACAUGGGACACAGGACAGAAGCAAAUUUUCCAGAUGUAGAGAGGAAGGUGGCUGCUCUUCCUGGAUUAAGGGAUGACAGUUAAGGAGAAUCUUGGUCAGGAAAGCAGGAGCAGGAUACUUCAUUUGGUGAGUGAGAAGCCUCCAGUGGGAACGUCCAAGCUUAGCCAAUAACCACCAGCACAUUGUCUUACUACUUCUGCUUGGAAUUUUGGGAGGACAUGUGGAAGUUGGAAGAAGAAACUUCUAUAGCUUCAUCACAGGGAUGAGAAUAGAUUACUCAAAAAAAAAAAAAAAAAAACCAUAAAAUCAAAAUCUAUUGAGGCUUGUUUUGAAAAUGAUAUUGGAGACACAAUUCUUUGUCUAGUCUCCAGACAACUCUAGUAUUAGAGUUCUCACAAAUGUGUCCUCCAUAACCAGAAGAUUUCUAGGACAAACUAGGAGGUCCUUUAUUUUAGUUUUUUCAGAUAACAGUCUUACAAUCGCUCCAAGGUUGUUUCUGAGUGCUGUAUCAUUGACCCAGGCUAGCCCCCAAAUCCUCAACCCCUUCUCUGCACAGGUCUCUGUGGCCACAAUGCUGGGACCAUCCCAGAUCAGAGGUCUCCCAGCCAUUAAGUACACCCUGGAACCUCAAGCUGACCUUGAGAACCUCAGCUAUCUUUUAACUGGAGGGGCACAGCAGGAGGAGAGCUUGGAAUAAAUCUAAAACAAACUAGGGUUUUGAUCAGUUUUUGGAACAAUGAGAACAGUUUCAUUCCCCUGGAGAGCUUGAGAGGAAGGAUGCUAAGCAGUCUUUUAUAUCCAACUGGACAGUUGGGAUAAUAAAAGAUUUAAACUUCAUAAAGGAUUUUUUUAAGCACUCACUGAAUCACUCCACUGACAAGUGCUUACUGAGCACUUUCUGUGGUUCCACUCUUGUACCAGGCUACCUGUUUUUUUUUCAAGGGCUUUGCCUUUACUGUUUAGAGUGGAUUCUUUGCUGCAACUCUCAAAUUUUUUGUGUGGGUUCUCUCUUGUAUGCAGUCUCUGAAGGUCCCUCAAGUAAGAAAUGUUGAAGCUUUACCCACACUCUUCCUGGGUUCUUUCCAAACAAGUACACAAGCAUAUUGUUAACUGAAUCUUUUCCACAUUUGUCACUAUUAUAGUUCCUUGUGUGGGUUCAGUGGGGAGCAAGGCCAGAGCACCAUUUGAAGCAUGUACCAAACUCGAUAUAAGUAUAGAGUUUCUUUCAUGUCUGACUUCUCCAAUGGGCAAUGAUACUGUCAAGCAUCUAUAAGGCUUUCCUCCUGUAUGAUUCACCCAUAUCUGAUGCUUGUACUUGAAGCAGUCUCCCCCCACCUUCCACCCCCGCCAUCUACCUCAUGAGAGGAAUUAAGCAAGCAAGAUCUUGUCUUACAUUGAGUUUCACAUUUAGGAAAACUAUCAGAAUCACUUCUCUUUUCUGCCAUAUUUGAUGAUGAAUCUGAGUUGCAACAAUCUUUAACACUAACACAAAAAAUUAAGCUUUAUACUAUUUGGAUACACUGCACUUGUAAGGGAAAACUUAGCUACUUAUUGUUAAAUUUUUCCAACCAAUGGAUAUAUUUCCAACAUCAUAAUUUUCACACUAAGCAUUUGUCCAUGACUCAUAAACCACUGAACAGAAAGUACCAUCACCCUCAAUUAAAUGUUAACCUCUUGCCUGUUUCCCCAUGGGCCAGGAAUCCCUUUGCAGCGUCUUCUUAUUCUCAGGAUGAACUCCACUUUUCCUCUGGAUAACUCCUUGGAGUUCACCAGGGUGGUCUGCCCUCCAAAAUCAUUUCUAGUCCCUGUACACAAUCUGGGACCUGGAAAUGGUCCUUCAGAUAACCUUUCUCAGGAUCAAAGGGGUCUGAGAUUUACAGGAGAAUAACUUCAAUUUUGCAUUCCUAUCAGCAAUGAAUGAGAGUUCCUGUUGCUCCACAUCCUUGUCAGCGUUACUGGAUUUUCACCAUUCUGAUAAUUGUAUAGUGGUAUCUCAUCUGUUUAAUUUGCAAUUACCUAAUGACAGGACGUAGAGCAUCUUUUUAUAUGCAAAUGUAUCUGUGUACCUUCUCUGGUUAGGUGUCUGUUUAGA
This is a messenger RNA of Rhinolophus ferrumequinum (greater horseshoe bat), 7438 nucleotides long. RefSeq names its product zinc finger protein 75D. The record is from RefSeq and is a predicted model, not a curated record. The coding region runs from base 1451 to 3283 and encodes 610 amino acids. Gene Ontology annotation, biological process: regulation of DNA-templated transcription. The transcript is spliced from 10 exons. Lineage: Eukaryota; Metazoa; Chordata; Mammalia; Chiroptera; Rhinolophidae.